AUGAGCGUCUCAGAAGCACCUCGUUCUAACCUGCACGAUGUCGAAGUUUACAUUGACUCGACAGAUGCAGAGAAGAUGGAUAUGGAAAAGCCGCCUCUCGUGGACGAUCCCUUUGGAAAUGAAGAAUCCGGUGAAGUGAAGUAUCGGGUGAUGAAGUGGUGGCAAGCUGGAAUGCUUAUGGUUGCCGAAAAUAUCUCGCUUGGAAUUCUAUCUCUUCCGUCGGCCGUUGCAACACUUGGAAUUGUCCCAGCGUUUCUUAUUAUACUCGGAUUAUCUGCCAUCUCAUGGUAUACAGGGUAUGUCAUGGGACAAUUCAAGCAGCGGUACCCUCAUGUGCACAGCAUGGGAGACGCUGGUGAGCUGCUUUUAGGCCCCAUUGGUCGAGAGAUCUGUUAUGUUGGCCAGCUUCUGUUCAUCAUCUUCUUGAUGGCCAGCCAUAUUCUCACCUUCUCUGUCCUUUUCAAUACUAUUACGAAUCAUGGCACUUGUACUAUCGUCUUCGGAGUUGUGGGCUUGAUUGUCAGCUUCCUCGGAGCCCUUCCGCGCACCACAGGCAAGGUGUUUUGGAUGUCUCUCAUAUCGGCGAUUAGUAUUCUCACAGCUACUAUUGUGACUAUGAUUUCUAUUGCAGUUCAAGCCCCUGAUGACGUUGUGAACGAUAUCACCACAUCCCCUAGCUUUACGGACGCUUUCCUGGCCGUGACCAACAUCGUUUUCGCCUUCAUUGCCCACGUCUCCUUCUUCGGCAUCAUGUCAGAGAUGGAAGAUUCGCGUCAGUUCCACAAGUCGCUGGCUAUGCUUCAGGUUGUCGACACCUCCAUGUACAUCGUAACUGCGAUGGUUAUCUACUGCUAUGCCGGCCCAGACGUGGCAUCUCCGGCGUUGUCAUCUGCCGGUCCGGUGAUGAAGAAGGUCGCUUACGGUCUGGCUAUACCGACGGUCAUUGUCGCGGGUGUCGUCUUUGGUCACGUUGCAUGCAAGUAUAUCUAUGUUCGAAUCUUCCGAGGCGAGCGCUCCCACCACAUGCACCAGAGAAGUUGGUUGGCCACAGGUACAUGGGUCGCAAUCGGCUUGACCACCUGGACUAUCGCUUGGGUCAUUGCCGAAUCUAUUCCUGUGUUCAAUGAGCUGCUUAGCUUGGUUAGCGCUCUUUUUGGAAGUUGGUUCAGCUACGGUCUACCUGCCAUGUUCUGGCUGGUUCUGAACAAGGGCCAGUGGUUUGCCAGUCCCAGAAAGAUUGCACUCACGAUUGUCAACUUGUUGAUUCUAGCAAUUGCCUGUGCUAUUUGUGGAUUGGGAUUGUGGGUUUCCGGCAAGGCAAUUAACGAAAGCUCCUCCAAGGCCAGCUGGACCUGUGCCAACAAUGCCACUUGA
Messenger RNA from Penicillium macrosclerotiorum, 1374 nucleotides. RefSeq lists its product as uncharacterized. Gene Ontology annotation, biological process: amino acid transmembrane transport. Bases 1 to 1374 code for a protein of 457 amino acids. The record is from RefSeq and is a predicted model, not a curated record. Gene Ontology annotation, cellular component: vacuolar membrane. Lineage: Eukaryota; Fungi; Ascomycota; Eurotiomycetes; Eurotiales; Aspergillaceae. The transcript has 8 exons. Gene Ontology annotation, molecular function: amino acid transmembrane transporter activity.